This is a messenger RNA of Pyricularia grisea, 168 nucleotides long. RefSeq lists its product as uncharacterized. The record is from RefSeq and is a predicted model, not a curated record. Lineage: Eukaryota; Fungi; Ascomycota; Sordariomycetes; Magnaporthales; Pyriculariaceae. Bases 1 to 168 code for a protein of 55 amino acids. The transcript has a single exon.
AUGUGUUCAUAUCAACCAGUCUACUCGACCUGGGCCUGCGGUCAUUCUACUUUUCUUUACAACAAAAAACUUACAUCAUGCUCUGCAGCGGGUACUAACAGAUGCGCCGCCUUCUAUUAUGCCAACUCCUACGUGAGCCAGACCCAGCGCUGCUCCAACUGCACUUGA